ACGAAGAAAAAAAGCAAGGCGACACCGGAGGCAAAGCGUCUGCUGGACGGAGUGAAAUCGAGUUAAAACUCACCAGAAUGUUGAAACAGUUGGUGAAGGAGCGACUGAUGGCGGCGGCCGAUGAAAUAUUGGCGCUUUUUGAAAGAACCAUAGCGUCCUACGAGGAGGAACUUUGUCGGACGAGAGAGGAGAAGGAGCGGUAUCGACAACAACUGGAAGCUGUUAGCAAGACUGGAACGAUGCUACACGUUGGUGCUGCCCAGCGGGCCGCCCACGUGAAAGAGGAAGAGGAGGAGGAGGAGUGUCUUCUGGCGCCGGAGGAGGCGGAUCUGACCGUCGUCUCCGUAAAGACUGAAGACGACGAACCACACGCAGACGAGCUCUUGGCUCCGCUGUCCGAUAGCGAGCACACGACGCCAUGCUCUACCGGAGGCAAAGACAGGGACCUCAGUCAAGAUGCCCCGAGUAGCGAUACGGAUGGCGAAGGCGAGUGGAGGACUCACGCCGCUACAAAGAAGAUGGCUGAAAAACGUCUGACCUGCUCCGUUUGUCCAAAAAGCUUCUCCAGUAAGCGUCACUUGACUCGACACAUGCUGACGCACACGGGGGAAAAACCGUUUCGAUGUUCAGUUUGCGGCAAAAGCUGCUCUCAGAAGACAAACGUUCUAUCACACAUGAGAACGCACACGGGAGAAAGACCUUUCAGUUGCUCAGUUUGUGGAGAAAGAUUCUCCUACAAGUGCAAUUUGACUCGACACAUGCAGACGCACGCAGGAGGAAAACCGGUUCUCGCUUCCGUGUGCAGGACAAAAUUCUCGGAAAAUUCGAUGGUGACAACGCAGGAGGAAGAGAAACUGUUCAGUUGCUCCAUCUGCGGUGAAAGCUUUUCUUACAAGUGCAAUUUGACUCGACAUAUGCAGACGCAUACGGGGGAAAAACCCUUUGGUUGCUCUGUGUGCGGUAAAAGAUUCACGCAGAAGGUGAACAUGGCGUCGCACAUGACCACGCACACGGGAGAAAAACCCUUCAGUUGCUCAGCCUGUGGCAAGAGUUAUUCUCAUAAGAAAAGUUUGACGGCGCACAUGCUGACACACGAGCAAGAAUAAAUGUCAUCACGUCUUCCUCUGUCUUCAUGUGCUGCCCAAAUCACAUUGACCGGUCAACUUCACAAUAUCCUAGAUGGAAACGGACAUUGAUGGAAGAAAAGGUUCCUGUGCAUCACAUCAUCUCAACGCUUCAUCGUUAUGUCAUCUCAAUGCUGGUGUCACUGUAAUAAAUGCUCCUCUUUCUAGGAAAGCCAGUUUACUUACAUGUUCUCUACUUCGGUUUACUUCCUGUUCUCUUCUUCAGGUUACUUCCUUUUCUCUACUUCAGUUUACUUCCUGUUCUCUACUUUAGGUUACUUUCUGUUCUCUACUUCAGUUUACUUCCUGUUCAAUACUUCUUCCCCGGACAUGUCUGGGUCCCGUCUGUCUUCACUUCCUUAUUCUUGUUCUUUAUGAGCAGCAGACUGGCAGCCAUCUUGGACGAUUCUGGGAUUUCAAUCCAGCACGCGACCCGUAGAGUUCCACCAACAAGGUUAAAUAUGAAUAUUGUAUUAAAUAUUAUAUAUAUUAUAUCAUCACAAGGUU
Molecule: messenger RNA, 1631 nt
Organism: Doryrhamphus excisus (bluestripe pipefish)
Lineage: Eukaryota; Metazoa; Chordata; Actinopteri; Syngnathiformes; Syngnathidae
Biological process (GO): negative regulation of transcription by RNA polymerase II; regulation of immune system process; regulation of cytokine production
Cellular component (GO): nucleoplasm
Molecular function (GO): DNA-binding transcription repressor activity, RNA polymerase II-specific; RNA polymerase II cis-regulatory region sequence-specific DNA binding
Source: RefSeq, a predicted model, not a curated record